Molecule: messenger RNA, 5020 nt
Organism: Sceloporus undulatus (fence lizard)
Lineage: Eukaryota; Metazoa; Chordata; Lepidosauria; Squamata; Phrynosomatidae
Gene: OSBPL3
Product: oxysterol binding protein like 3
Cellular component (GO): perinuclear endoplasmic reticulum; cytosol; intracellular membrane-bounded organelle
Molecular function (GO): cholesterol binding
Source: RefSeq, a predicted model, not a curated record
CCAGUCUUUCAUGGGGAUAAACAAUGUUAUGUCUCAUUAUGCAACCCUAAUUCACUAGAAUUUGAGCAUGAAAUCUAUGUUCUACAUUGCUGACAGUUUUCUUUUUUCUUAUUAGGACUCUAUUGUUAAUGUUAAACCAUCCAUGAGUAUUAAAGAGAGAACAAUCCUGAUAAAAAGAUAAUGGCAGUGUUGCAGGAAAGAAAGUCAAGUAUAUUUGCAAACUGAUGCUACAUUAUUCAGGAUUUAUUAUUUCCAGCAAGUAUAGAAUUAACCAUAUGUGACUGCUUUUUCUGGAAAGACUGCACUAAAAAAUAGACUUAUUGGCAUGCAGAAAUAUGAGAUGAUAAAGGCUUGUAUUUUAUUCUUCAGAUGAGUCAUGAAAGCUUCUUCUGGGUGAAUAGUUUUGCCAGCUUCAUCAGCCAGUAUAUGAUACUGGGCACAGAGGCAGACAAAAUUGCAAUGUGCUGGUAAAAUGUAUCUAUUCAAUUUAGUUUUGCAAUUGAUAUAAUAGGGGAGUUGGGAGGGGAAUGUGAAAGAACGAGGUAAAACUAAGCAUGUGUUUGGUUCUUCCCAGGGCCCAUCCUACCAUUAGGUAAAGUGAUGCAACUGAUACUGGUGGCAGAUACUAGGGAAGACACUUGCAGCUCACCAGGAAUUUCCUUUGAUCAUCAAGAAUGCUACUGGAAUACACUUGGGGACACGAUGACUUUUUCCUUUCUCGACCAUAUCUUCCCGUUCCUUUGAUGGUUUUGCAGUCAGAUUAAUUCCAAAGAAACUCUUUCCAAAAUCAUGACUGAAGAAAAGAAUCUUGUUGUCUCCCAGAAAGUCUUAUCACCUUCAAGAAGUACCAGCAGCUGCUCUUCUAAGCAGGGAAGUAGACAGGACAGCUGGGAAAUUGUAGAAGGACUGCGGGGAGUCAUGAAUUACACACAGGAACCACAGAAACAGGAAGGCUACCUGCUGAAAAAAAGGAAAUGGCCUCUGAAAGGCUGGCACAAGAGGUGCUUUUUUCUGGACAAAGGAAUUCUGAAGUAUGCAAAGAGUCCGGCUGAUAUAGAGAGAGGGAAGGUUCAUGGUUGUAUAGACGUUGGGCUUUCAGUGAUGUCUGUGAAGAAAUCAACGAAAUGCAUAGAUUUGGAUACAGAAGAACAUAUUUAUCAUUUAAAGGCAAAAUCUCAGGAAGUCUUUGAUGAAUGGGUAGCAAAGCUGCGCCAUCAUAGAAUGUAUCGUCAAAAUGAAAUUUCCAUGUUUCCACAUGAUAUCAACAAUCAUUUCUUCCCAGCAUCACCAUCUGUUACAGACUCCGUAACUGGCCUUUUGGAAUCAACAGCCAGCAGAAAGAGAGGCAGCCUGACACAACAAAAUUCAGUACAGACUGGGAGUAGUAUAUCAUUCUCCUGUUCAGCCAAUGAGUCAAGGAUUCCACCUUGGCUACAGUCUUCUGAAGAUAUGGAAAGAUGCUCCAAAGAACUCUCCAACUGUCACAGCUAUCUCUUGGAGAUGAGUCAGCUUUUGCAAAGCAUGGAAGUUCUCCAUAGGACGUACUCAGCACCUGCUAUAAAUGCCAUGCAGGGCAUCCCUUUUGAAAGUCCUAAAAAGGAAAAAAGAUCGCAUAGAAGGUGGCGUUCCCGAGCCCUUGGUAAAGAUGCUAAAGCAAUGUUGCAGGUACCAAGUGUUCUUUCUGCUCCACUGAGACUGCAUGCUUCCAAUCCUAAUUUAUCUACAUUAGAUUUUGGUGAAGAGAAAAUUUAUUCAAAUGGUUCUGAAACAACCUCAGAAUUUUCGAAAAUGCAGGAAGACCUGUGUCACAUAGCACACAAAGUGUACUUUACCUUAAAGUCGGCUUUUAGUACAAUAUCAACUGAGAGAGAGAAGCUGAAGCAGAUGUUUGAACAUGAUGCAGUUUCAUCUCCAUCUGCUCAAAUAGUUGGACUGAAGAAUGCCUUAUCAUCUGCCAUAGCACAAAACACAGAUCUUAAAGACCGGUUACGCAGAAUUCAUGCCGAAUCUAUGCUUCUUGAUUCAGCAGCUAAUGCAAAAUCCAGCCCUGAUUUGGCAAAGGAGAAUUCAGAAGAUGAAAACCGGGGUCUGGUUCACCAGCUCUCCAACGAAAGUCGCCUGUCUAUAACAGAUUCUCUCACUGAGUUUUUUGAUGCACAGGAAGUCCUGCUGUCUGCCAGCUCUUCAGAAAAUGAGGUAUCUGAUGAUGAGUCAUAUGCCAGCGAUGUAAGUGAUAACAUCUCUGAAGACAACCUAAGUAAUGACAUAGAGAGUGAAAGGCAAACCCUUGGCAGGAAUGACUGUGUUCCUGAUGGCAGUAUCGAAAGUCAUUCCAAGCGGAGAACAUGUUUGCCAGCUCCAUGCCCCAACACAAGCAACAUCAGCCUCUGGAAUAUUUUGCGGAACAAUAUAGGGAAAGAUCUCUCCAAGGUGGCUAUGCCAGUUGAGUUGAAUGAACCUCUGAACACUCUGCAGCGACUCUGUGAAGAACUGGAGUAUAGUGAAUUGCUGGACAAGGCAGCACAUACACCAGAUAUGUUUGAAAGGAUGGUAUAUGUGGCUGCUUUUGCUGUCUCUGGCUAUGCAUCCAGUUUCUACCGAGCUGGAAGUAAGCCAUUUAAUCCUGUGCUUGGGGAAACCUAUGAAUGUGUCCAUGAAGAUAAGGGUUUCCAGUUUUUUUCUGAACAGGUCAGUCAUCAUCCACCUAUAUCUGCAUGUCAUGCUGAAUCUAAUAACUUCAUGUUUUGGCAAGAUAUCAGAUGGAAAAACAAAUUCUGGGGGAAAUCCAUGGAAAUUGUGCCAGUUGGUACAACACAUGUAAUAUUGCCAGCUUUUAGGGACCACUAUGAAUGGAAUAAAGUGACAUCUUGUAUUCAUAAUAUCUUAAGUGGACAGCGCUGGAUAGAACACUAUGGAGAGAUCAUGAUCAAGAAUCUGAAUGACAGCAGCUGCUACUGCAAACUUACUUUUGUCAAGGCAAAAUACUGGAAUCACAAUGUUCAUGAGAUCGAAGGCAAUGUUGUGGACAAAAAUGGGAAAAUAGUACAUCGCCUUUUUGGAAAAUGGCAUGAGAAUAUAUACUGUGGAACGCCAUCUGUGGCAAACUGCAUCUGGAGAGCAAAUCCAAUGCCCAAGGAUUACGAACAGUGGUAUGGCUUCACACAGUUUGCUUUAGAGUUAAAUGAAUUAGAUCCACUUAUUAGACCACUGUUGCCACCAACCGAUACUCGGUUUAGACCAGACCAAAGGCUCCUAGAAGAAGGUAAUAUUGAAGGAGCAGAAAUACAAAAACAGAGGAUUGAACAGUUACAGCGAGAGCGUCGGAAAGUUCUAGAAGAAAACAAUAUGGAACAUCAACCUAGAUUUUUUAGGAAAUCUGACGAUGACUCCUGGGUUAGCAAUGGAACCUACUUGGAACUUAGGAAAAAUCCUGGCUUUUCCAAGCUGGACAGUCCUGUUCUGUGGUGAUGAAAAGACAAAAGAGAAGGACAUUUAACUGUGGUUUUCUGAGUAUGAUGUAUAAGGAAGGAAAUGCUGCAUAUCACCUUGAUCUUCUAGACUCCUGCUUGAUUUAGAUUUUUGACGUGCACAUUUACUUCAUUACAUUUCUUCUGUAGCUAUUUUGAUAGUAACCACAAUAUGUUUGAAUGUACAAAAAUGCUAAUUUCCUUUACAUAUGCUGUUUAAUAAGUGAUUGUUGAAUGUUAUUUCUUAGAGGGGGGAGUGGAGAGAGAAGCUUUAACACUAUUUGAUUUUCCCCAAAGGAUAAUGCAAGCUCAGAUUCAAUGCCUUACCAAGUUGUGUGAUAGGCAGAAACGGUAGCCUUUAGCUGCACUGUGGAAAUUAAUUGGAUCCACUGAUCCCAGAAUAUGUUAGUAAAUUACCAAAGAUGGAUUGAGUGUAGUUAUUAAUUUAGUCUCUUGCCUAAGAUUCCAUCUUAAUACUGGAAUCUUUUUGAUUUUUUUUUUAAACAGCAAUUUAGUAACCAUAUUUUUACUCCAUUAGAUAACCUAAUAGUAUUACAUGGUAGUAGCAUUGAUGGUUCUACUGCCUUACACAAAAGGGCACAGCCAUUUGGAAACUUCUCUUAUGUCUUGUUGAAAUGAAUGGAAGUCAAACCAUUUCAUAUUUCAACAGGACUUGCACAGUGGAUGUUGAAUUUAGGCUGUGUCCCAAAAUUGUAUCAUAGUGUGUAUGAAUAAUGUUCUGUGUUGACUAAACUUUGAGGGCACAAUCCAACUGAAAUUAGUUAAGUCCUAUUUGGAAUAAUAUGGAAUGGAGACUUGGUUGCAAGCAGCUAAGUUUUUCUGGGUUCUGUCAUUCAGUUAAGUGUAACUAACGUAUCCUGAACAUAGAAGAUGGAGACCAAUGACCAAAUGAAAAGAAAUAUGGUUCUUUUUGUAGCUAAAGGAAAAUGAACUCUUAUUUGUUUCAUUCUCUUGGCUUGUUUGUAAAAAAAGAAGAUUAUGCUGGACAAUAGAAAGGCCCUCUCUUUUUAAAAUUAUUUUCAGAGAAGCUAACUUAAGGGACAGAUGUUUUCUGAAAAAGGAUUUUAGUAUUUUCUACCUCUUCUGAGCAGCAUAUUUAAUGACUUGUAUUUUUUAAAGAAGCUGACCAUCUGCCUUAGAUAAAUGUAUGGAAUAUAUGAUCUUCCUUUAACUGUUUUGUGUUCAGGUAAAUUAUUUGUCUUGCACUAAAAUGGUUGUAUUUCUUUUCUGUAUCCUUUGUAUGUUCUAAUGUCUUCAUGAACAUAUUCAGCAUGUUGAAGCAGGAAUCUGAAGCACAGUAGACCAAACAGCACUUUGAAACUGGGGUGGAAGUCUUUUGUUUAUGUGUGAAAUCACACUUUUACUGUAUUAUAUACUUAUCAGAACAGGAAGCAUAUGAUCUAUAGGAUCUAGAACACUUUUCCUAUGAGCUGUUCCUUGAGCUUACAUAUCUACUAUUGGGACAUCAAGGCAGGGGGAUUUGCUGUUUUUAUAGUGCAAAAUGCUGUUUCCUGUAAAAUGAUAAAACAUUA